GGCCGGGCAUUCCCCUGUGGCCUUUCUCCUUCUAACAAGAAGUGGAAGGACAAAUACGUGUCCAUCAAAUUCCGCCCGACCGCUUUUCCUUUCACCCAAAACGUCUAGGGAAAGAGAAUGAAGCGCCAGGUCAAACCCUCGGAGGCCGACGACCUGGUCGGUUGGGAGGCCACUCUCCGGGCCAGGGACGCUUCCACCCGCGGUCUUUACAACGUCCGGAAGUGGAGCGUCUAUCCUGGCCGGGAGACUGAUCCCGAGCCAGAGAUCAUUCUGACUGAAGCGAUCCCUGACGCCGUCCCCCUCCGCCGGGUUAGAGGGUCCAAAGCCCCGGUUACUGCCGCUGCCGGUCCCUCGCGUCCGGGGAAGAAGAAGAAGGCGAAAGUGGUGAAGUUCCAGUCCAAAUUCGCCAUUCCCAAGAUCGUCAUCGAGGAGCCCUCCUCUGCCGAGCCCCUCAGCCAGCCAAUCUCCCUGGAUGAGCAGCCGGCCCAAUCCCAGCAAGGGACUAGCCAGCCAAUCCACUCCGGGGAACUCUACAUAAAUGUAGAUACCCUGAAGUUUGAUAACAUGCUGGCUGAAAACGCCCAUACCUCCGAGGCAAGUCAGGAUGGCCACCAAAACGGGGAAGGCCACGGCGAAGAGGAGGCUGCUCAAGAGUCUCUUCAAAGGAAGAGACGAAGGGCUGAAGUCGUUGACCAGUCGGCCAAACGCGUUGGCCGGAUUGGCCUGGAGUACUUUACCCGGCUGGUGAAGUCCAGGGAUGAGGAGAAGGCCCGGCUGGAGGCCAUGAUGGUAGAAUGCCGGAAGGAUGCCCAGGCCGCCCAUGCCAAGGCGGAGAAGGCGGAGGCAAAGCUCGUGGAGCACUGCACGGUCUACCGCCAACUCUACGCCAAGCACGACGGUCUUCUCAAGGCUGCAAAAGAGGCCGAUGCGCAGGCUCAAGAAAAGAUUCAGCACCUGGAGGCCGAGAAUGCCCGGUCGGCUGAAGAGAUUGCCCAGGUUGGGGAUGAGUUGGAGAAGGAGCGGGCGGAGCGUGCUGCCUUUGCCGCUGCCUGGGCAACCCAAGCGCAUGAAGAGUUCGCCGCCCAGGCGCUACUUCCAGGGCCUUUACAAGCACAAGGUGUCGGCCGGGAUCGUGGAUGAGAUCGGCACCUUUGGCUUUGAGAGCGGCCAGUACGCCGAGCGGCGGGCCCUCUAUGGCAUCCUCGAGCAGCGGAUCCAUGGUUUUCGGCCCAAGGCACUCUCUCUGCUCGAGCUUCAUGAUGAGGAGCCGGUCCCUCCAUUCCCGGGAAUCUGAUCCCCCGGGCCUUCCUAUUUUAUUUUUGUUCUCAUAUGUAAUGAUCUGCCUCCGGGCACUUUUGUAAAACUUCAAUAUUAAUGAAAAUUCCAUUUCCAU
This is a messenger RNA of Cuscuta campestris, 1393 nucleotides long. Lineage: Eukaryota; Viridiplantae; Streptophyta; Magnoliopsida; Solanales; Convolvulaceae. The record is from the annotation of a GenBank genome assembly.